AUGCCCCGCCCCCGCAGAUCCCACACCCUGGGCGCCUGUCGGACCUGCCGUCGCCGUCAUGUCAAGUGCGACCAGAAACGCCCGGCCUGCGGCACCUGUCGAACCCUCGGGGUGCCCUGUGAAGGCUUCGCUAACGAGGUCCGGUGGAUGCGCGACGGUAGUGACGACGGCGAUGACGGCAGCAAGGCCGAGGAGCAGCAGGGAGCUCGCCGUCAUCUCUAUACAGAACAAUUACGGCAGUCGAUGAGCACGUCGCUCGGAUCAAACCUCGUCUCCGGCUCUAUUAGCGCCUCCCUGGCCGAGAUAGAUCUCAAAACACGCGAUGCUGAACAUCCCGGCGGCGAUAUCGUCAUCGGCCCGUUCGGCGUGCUUGAUUUCGGCUCGACCCAGCCGCAGGAAAAAAAGCAGGACAGCCAGAAAAUGACGCCAAAGCAGCUAGAGCCAAGCAGGGAAGCUCCUCACAGCCCGCCGCAGACGGCCUCUACCGCAGGGCAAGAGAUACAGGAAUUGCCGACUCUUGUCAACGACUCCCCCUCGUACAUCGAUGACUUUUUGCAUUGGUCCGAUAUUCUCGGCCUGAGCCCUGAGCAGCCAGGCUUCUUCCAGCCAUCCAUGCUUGACUUGGAUACGUAUCUGGCCGAUCCCAUCCCAGAAUCCUUUGAUGUAGACAUGAACGUGGAGACGCGCGCGGGACCCAGGAGUAUGGCCAUCCCGACACCUCCAAGUAGCGCUAUGGAGAUGGCCUCUACCUUUCUCGACGCGGCCGCCCUGGCAGAUGCCCCAUAUCUGUUCAAGCACUUUAAUGAGAAUGUAGUACCGCAAAUGAUGAUCAUGCCGCUUGGUGACAAGUCGCCGUGGCGGAUACUUAAUCUCUCUGCCGCAAUGGCGACAUACAACGAACUCACCAUUCUCGGCUCCCAGAGUAUUAGCCAUGCACGGCUAGCGAAUCUUUAUGCCCUCCUCGCAUGCUCGGCGGCUCAUCUCUCUAUAUCACACGGCUCCACCGUCUCCACCGGCUCCACGCAUUGGCAGCAGGCGUCCGGUCAGAUGUUCGAGCAAGCCAGAGACCACAUGCAGAAAUCGCUAAAGUUGGAAACGCGUGAGCCCAAACGGGCCAAGUAUAAAGAUCAACUGAUGGCUAUCUGUUGCUUGAUUCAAUACACAGUCAUUUCAGGGCAGCAGCAACAUGGGAGGAGCUUCAUGGUCAAUGCAGAAUACAUCCUGCGCAUGCGUGGCCUGCUCAAGCACCGGAUCUCACAAAAGUCACGACUUUUACACCACGUUUACACUUGGCUGCGUCUGGUCGGAGAGAGCACGUAUGUCCUGCACGAUUACAAUCCAUCCAGCACUUUUAUCGAAGCAUUGAAAUCAAACUUCCAACGGCCACGGGUAGAUCCAAUUGUAGACAGUUCCCCAGAGCUUAACCCACGACUGGAUGAUUUCCUGCGCCUGGAAGCCCACGACGCAGACAGUGAUCUGAACAUCAACGAACCAAAAGAUGAACAAACCGGGCUACACGAUAUCCAUCUACAGGACUCACGCAGUUUCUCAAAUACCCUAUACAAGCAAGUCUACGGCAUCCCUGAGACCUGGUUGAGUUUACUGUCUCAAACAACACGACUGGCGAACGUCAUGGAAACGUUCCGCAUUGCCCAGCAGGCCUGCGGGAAUACAAGCCUCGAUGCGUGGGAAACCCUCCAUCGGCGCAGCGUCAGGCUGGAAAAUCUGAUCUGCUCUUGCGAUCUCUCUCUUGUACGAGACGCGUUCAGGCCGCACGAUCAUAUGCUCCGAGCCCUCAAUGCGGCGCUGGUUAUUUUCUUCUACCGUCGUAUACGCCGGCUGCCUUGCCGCCUGAACAUCGCACUGGACCUGGAGCUACAUGGCCGGCGUUUAUUGCAGGUUGCGAAGCCCUCUCAUCUCAGCGGCGAGAGGCGAUUCUGGCAUGGCUUGACAAUGCCAUCUCAAACAGCGGCCCUGCCAGUUUCAGCGCCGCGAGAGAUAUCAUGGUCGACCUGUGGCAUAAGCAGGACGAGCAUCUAG
Messenger RNA from Aspergillus nidulans FGSC A4, 2040 nucleotides. Its product is annotated as Zn(II)2Cys6 transcription factor. Bases 1 to 2040 code for a protein of 679 amino acids. Gene Ontology annotation, molecular function: zinc ion binding; DNA-binding transcription factor activity, RNA polymerase II-specific; DNA binding. Gene Ontology annotation, biological process: DNA-templated transcription; regulation of transcription by RNA polymerase II; regulation of DNA-templated transcription. The record is from RefSeq and is a predicted model, not a curated record. The transcript has 4 exons. Gene Ontology annotation, cellular component: nucleus. NCBI's taxonomy places the organism in Eukaryota, Fungi, Ascomycota, Eurotiomycetes, Eurotiales, Aspergillaceae.